GUGUGAGUCAGAAGAUGGCGCUGUUUCUUCAGUCUAACCCGACCGCAGAGGAUCGAUGAGGAGAAGAGAGAAGAGCCCCGGGUCCACACAUCACUGGAUGCGGCUGCGGUAUGUGGACAACAGACACACCUGAGACGUUUGCGGGUUCUUCAUGCUGACCGGUCCGGACUCUGACUGGAGCGCAUGACCCGCCGCGAUGGCCGGGGGACGAAGAGGACUCGUGGCUCCACAAAACACUUUUUUGGAGAAUAUUGUCCGCCGGUCUAACGUUUGGACAUUAUCACAUAGACACACAGAUACAAACUUUGUGCUGGGGAACGCUCAGAUCGUAGACUGGCCCAUCGUCUACAGCAACGAUGGCUUUUGUAAGCUGUCCGGGUACCAUCGCGCAGAGGUCAUGCAGAAAAGCAGCACUUGCAGCUUCAUGUUCGGAGAGCUCACAGACAAAGACACGUGUGAGAAAGUACGGCUGACUUUCGAGAACUAUGAGAUGAACUCGUUCGAGAUCUUGAUGUACAAGAAAAACCGAACACCGGUAUGGUUUUUUGUGAAAAUUGCACCUAUACGAAAUGAACAGGAGAAAGUUGUCCUCUUCCUGUGUACGUUUAGUGACAUCACAGCAUUCAAACAGCCAAUCGAGGACGACUCUUCAAAAGGUUGGGGAAAGUUUGCACGUUUGACCAGGGCUCUUACAAGCAGUAGAGGGGUCAUACAGCAACUCCAGCCUACCGUACACAAAGGAGAAAAUGUGCAUAAACACUCACGCCUUGCAGAGGUUCUUCAGCUGGGUUCGGAUAUCCUUCCCCAGUACAAACAAGAGACGCCCAAGACCCCCCCUCAUAUCAUUUUGCACUAUUGUGCCUUUAAGACGACCUGGGAUUGGGUCAUUCUUAUUCUCACUUUUUACACGGCCAUAAUGGUUCCUUACAACGUCUCAUUCAAAACGAAGCAGAACAACGUCCCCUGGCUGGUUGUGGAUAGCAUUGUGGAUGUGAUCUUUCUUGUUGACAUUGUGCUGAAUUUUCACACGACCUUCGUGGGACCGGCCGGCGAAGUGAUAUCCGACCCGAAACUCAUUCGCAUGAACUACUUGAAGACCUGGUUUGUGAUCGACCUGUUGUCCUGUUUGCCUUAUGAUGUCAUCAACGCCUUUGAGAAUGUGGAUGAGGGUAUCAGCAGUUUAUUUAGUUCACUGAAGGUGGUCCGACUGUUGCGUCUGGGCCGGGUGGCUCGUAAACUAGAUCACUACAUUGAAUAUGGAGCGGCUGUCUUGGUUCUCCUGGUUUGUGUGUUCGGACUGGCCGCCCAUUGGUUGGCCUGCAUAUGGUACAGCAUUGGAGACUAUGAGGUCAUCAAUGAGGAUAAUAACACGGUACGAACGGACAGUUGGCUUUAUAUGCUGGGCGAAAGCAUCGGGUCGCCCUACCGGUUUAACACCACCGGGACAGGAAGAUGGGAAGGUGGACCUACCAAGGAUUCGGUCUACAUCACGUCUCUAUACUUCACCAUGACCAGUCUGACCAGUAUCGGCUUUGGAAACAUUGCUCCCACCACAGAUGGAGAGAAGAUCUUCGCCGUGGCCAUGAUGAUGAUUGGGUCUCUCCUUUACGCCACCAUCUUCGGUAACGUGACGACUAUUUUCCAGCAGAUGUACGCCAACACUAACCGUUACCAUGAGAUGCUCAACAGCGUGCGGGAUUUCCUGAAGCUCUACCAGGUGCCCAAAGGACUGAGCGAGAGGGUUAUGGAUUACAUUGCCUCCACCUGGUCUAUGUCCCACGGGAUCGAUACUGAAAAGGUUUUGCAGAUUUGUCCGAAAGACAUGCGCGCCGAUAUUUGCGUUCACCUGAACAGGAAGGUUUUUAAGGAACAUCCUGCUUUCCGAUUGGCCAGUGACGGCUGUUUGCGAGCUCUGGCCAUGGAGUUUCAGACGAUCCACUGCGCUCCGGGUGAUCUUAUCUAUCAUGCAGGCGAGAGUGUGGACAGCCUCUGUUUUGUGGUGUCAGGGUCACUGGAGGUCAUACAAGACGACGAGGUGGUCGCCAUUUUGGGUAAAGGCGAUGUGUUCGGGGAUGUGUUCUGGAAGGAGGUGACGCUAGCACAAGCGUGCGCUAACGUCAGAGCUCUAACGUACUGCGACCUGCACGUGAUCAAGCGGGACGCGCUUCAGAAAGUUUUGGAGUUUUACACCCCCUUCUCCAACCACUUCUCCAGAAACCUGUUGCUUACGUACAACCUGCGCAAACGGCUUGUGUUCAGAAAGAUCAGUGAUGUGAAGCGUGAGGAAGAGGAGAGACUGAGGAGGAAGAACGAAGCCCCGCUGAAUCUCCCGCCCGAUCAUCCCGUCCGCCGUCUGUUCCAGCGUUUCCGCCAGCAGAAAGAAGCCCGACUCGCUGCGGGGCAAUCCAAUCCCAACGACCCUGAUCUCGAGAAGGGUCACAUUCACAACGAGGUCAUCAGUCAAGAUGUCGUCGCCACCACGAGCAUCGUCACGGUAACGGAAAGCCCAGCCACGCCCAUCCCUUCACACACGAGCAAAAACCACACCCUGGGUCUGUUCGACCAGGCGAAGCUCAGCGCCCCCACCCCAACCGCCCCUCGGUCGUCCGAGCCGCGCGCACGGGGUUGGGCCAGGUUCAGGGAGAGCGUUGCUAAGCCGGAAGGCUGGGGAAACGUUCCCAAAGCGGAAUCUAUGGAGACGCUUCCCGAGCGGAGCGGCUCCAGCAAGUCGGAGCCUAGCGGACUGAAAAAGACGGACUCGUGCGAUAGCGGCAUCACCAAAAGUGACCUACGGCUGGACGAGGGCGGAGCUCGGACGCCUGGAGACCACAGCCCGAUCCAGCCGGAUGGGAAGGCUCCCCUAAUCCCCCCAAUCCCGACUAUUCCCGAACAUACGCUUCACGCCUCGCUCCUCGAACUACGCAGUGAACUCAAAGAGGAGUUGACGGCCCUCGGGAACCGUAUGGUUGCCUUGGAGACGCAGGUCGCAGAGGUGUUGAGGUUGCUGAGGAGCAGAAAGACUUCAAGCUCUCCCGUCUCGCUCUUUCAGAUAUCGCGACCGACAUCACCAGAUACGGACAAGGAGGACAUCUUUCCUUGAAGAUAUACUCUUCUCAAAAAGCAGAAGGAAUGUGUUUCUGUAAGAGACACAUCCGUGCCAGCAUGACAUGUGUGUGAGAUAACGUCGUGUAUAGGAGAGGAAGAUGUCUUAUCCCAAGGCAUCUGCGAUACCAAAGUGGUGCUGUGUAAGCCGUCACGCAGCCACACUUUGUGUUGAUCUGCUCCCUGUUUUAGUCCUGAGGGGCUGACAGACAGAGACUUCUUGCCUCAGGGCCGACUCUGACUGAAGGUUGUCAUGGCGACGCACCGUCCCCAAAUGCAACUGCGGGCCCUUCAACAUCCCACUUAUGUAGCAAGUCUUCCUCUUUUUCUCUCCGUCUGUCUCUCUCAUACACACACGUCACGCUCCUGUCUCCGCUCUGCAUAUUUUAGACUGAGCAGACCAGUCUUUCUGGUAUUGAGAUCCAUUCUGCACCAUCCUCACAGAGCUUUGCAUCUUGCCCGAAUGUGUGGCGAUGCGGGCAGGUAUGGAUCUGAGCUGCUAGCCGAAAGAAUGGAGGAUCAGUCUGAAGAUGCAGAGUGUCCCAGGAAAUCUGAAUCCCCAGGUAGCUUCCAGGGAAUCAGUUUAAAUAAAUGUGUACAAUGACAAAUCAAAUAUCAUCCCCAGAGUUGUACACUUGAAGGUUUUCGCAGACACUAAUGAGAUCUGCAGGGGUUUUGAGGCGUAUUAUCAAAUCACUGUUAUGGACCCUGUACGUGAGGUACGUCAGGGCUUCGAUGUACCUCACAACACACAGCUAUCAUCAGAGGUCAGCAACCAAUAGGGUCAAAGGUGAAAUACAACUGUAGCUUGAUGCUUGGCUCUUUAAAGUGCAAUGCAUUGAGGAACGCUCUUGACCUGCGGGCUGACGCGUCUAUAAUGAAUAUCUUCAAACAGUAAGCAUCACUUAAGAGUUUACGAGUGACUUUUGGGGUCGCAGUGGCCAAGUUUUAUAACAGAGAGGAAAGAAUAUAUUACUGGUGGUGUUGUUGCUUUAUCGAUGAUUGGGUCUUCCAGAAAGCGCACAAACUUAUUGUCAUGGGCGCACUAUUGCUAUUACUGUAGCUUUGUUUUCUUAAAUGAAACCAUGAACACAUCAUCAAUGGUUAAAAUGAUCACAGUACAUGUAACGCACAGUUAUGUGCAAUUCUUCUCAUUACUGCACACAUGGAAAUACAUACAAAAUCUCAGGAAUGCUCAAGUCUGAUUGGUUGGAGGAAGUGAUGGUCACUAACCCCAGUCUCCACCAAAACUAAUACAUAUAUAUGUAAUCUUAUAGAUUGUAUGAAUGUGAGCUCAAAACUUGACUUUGUGCUGAUUGUAAACGAUGGGCUGCAGAAAGACAAACAGACACAGAUGGAGAGUCGUGAGCAUUAACAUAUUGUGUGAAAUGGAAAUGUGUUAGAUGAGUGGUUAAGCUCUGUUGUGUGAUGUUCUCAGGUUAGAAAGGUCAUUAUCAGGUCCACAGGAGAUGUGCUGAGGUUAGUAUCAUCACACUGUCACCUGAGAACACAACACCAACACGAGCAGAGGGAGAUUACUGAAAAAACACUCGCAUGAAUGUCAAAACUAUAGCUUUUAAAGUCAUAUCAAAGAUCAUAUCAAAUCACAUUUAUAUGUAUGACAAAAUAAAUAAAUAAAUAAAGAAAGAAAGAGAGAGAGAGAGAGAGAGACAGAAAAAAGAGAUAAAGAGAAAAGGAAGACAGAGAGAAUGAAAGAGAGACAAAGAAAAAAGGAAUGAGAGAAAAAAAUUAAGACAGAGGGAAAGAAAGAAGGAAUGAAAGGGAGACAAAAAGAAAGAAGGAACGAUAGACAUAAGAAAGCUAGAUGAAAGAAAUAAAAAAUGAAAUGAUAGACAUCAUAAAGAAUGAAAAAACAAAUAUAGACAUAAGAAUGAAAGAAAAAUAGACGUAAGAAUUAAAGAGUGAGAAAUGUCUAUAUUUCUUUCUUUCUCUCACUCUUUAAUUCUUAUGUCUAUUUUUUUUCUUUAUUUCUUAUGUAUAUUUUUCUUACUUUCUUAUGUCUACUUUUUCUUUCUAUGUCUAUUUCUUUCUUUCUUUCUUAUGUCUGUAUUUUUAUUUCAUUCUUUCUUAUGUCUAUCUUUCUAUUUUUCAUUCUUUUUGUCUCCCUGCCCUUCGUUCAUCUUUCUUUCUUUCUUAUGUCUACUUUUUUCUGUCUUAUGUCUAUUUCUUUCUUUCUUUCUUAUGUCUGUAUUUUUUAUUUCAUUCUUUUUUAUGUCUAUCUUUCUAUUUUUCAUUCUUUCUUUUUGUCUCCCUGUCCUUCCUUCAUCUUUCUUUCUUAUGUCUUUUUAUAUAUCUUAUAAACAUAAGAAAGAAAUAUAGACAUAAGAAAGAAAGAUAGACAUAAAAAGGAAAGAAAGAAAAUAGACAAAGAAAUAUAGACAUAAGAAAGAAAGAUAGACAUAAGAAAGAAUGAAAGAUAGACAUAAGAACAAAAAUAGACAUAAAAAAGAAAGAACGAUAGACAUAAAAAAGAAUGAUAGAAAAAAGAAAGAAAGAAAGAUAGACAUAAAGAAAGAAAGAACAUAGACAUAAGAAAGAAAGACAGAUAGACAUAUGAAAGAAUGAACGAUAGACAUAAGAAAGAAUGAAAGAUAGACAUAAGAAAGAACAAAAAUAGACAUAAAAAAGAAAGAACGAUAGACAUAAAAAAGAAAGAACAAUAGAAAAAAGAAAGAAAGAUAGACAUAAAGAAAGAAAGAACAUAGACAUAAGAAAGAAAGACAGAUAAACAUAAAAAAGAAAGAACGAUAGACAUAAAAAAGAAAGAACAAUAGAAAAAAUAAAGAAAGAUAGACAUAAAGAAAGAAAGAACAUAGACAUAAGAAAGAAUGAAAGAUAGACAUAAGAAAGAAAGAUAGACAUAAAGAACAUAGACAUAAGAAAGAAUGAAAGAUAGACGUAAGAAAGAAUGAAAGAUAGACAUAAAAAAGAAUGAAAGAUAGACAUAAGAAAGAAUGAACGAUAGACAUAAGAAAGAAUGAAAGAUAGACAAAAGAAAGAAUGAAAGAUAGACAUAAGAAAGAAUGAACGAUAGACAUAAGAAAGAAUGAAAGAUAGACAAAAGAAAGAAUGAAAGAUAGACAUAGGAAGGAAUGAACGAUAGACAUAAGAAAGAAAGAUAGACACAAGAAAUGUAGACAUAUUUAAUUCUUUCUUAUGUCUAUCUUUCGUUCUUUUUUCUUUCAUAUGUCUAUCUUUCUUUCUUAUGUCUAUUUUCUUUUUUCUUUUGUCUACCUUUUUUCUUCCAUUAUUUCUUAUAUCUUUGUCUCUUCUCUGACUCUUUUCCCUUUUACUCUUUCUUUCUUUCUUUUUCCAUUUCUUCUUAUGUCUAUAUUUUUAAGAAAGAAAGAAAGAAAAAUAGACGUAAAGAGAAAAGAAAAAAGAAAGAAAGAAUAAAAAGAAAAAGAUAUAAGAAAUAAUGGAAGAAAAAAGAUAGACAAAAGAAAGAAUGAAAGGAAGAAAUAUAGACAGAAAGAAUGAAAGAAAGAUAGAUAUUUGAAAGAAACAAAUACAGAAGGAAAUAGUGAGAGAAAGAUAGAUAUUUGAAAGAAUGACAGAAAGAAAGAUAGACAAAAGAAAAAAUAAAAGAAAGACAGACAGACAUGAAGCUAUUAGUGAAGCAUCAAGCUUCUCAUUAUUCUCCCUAAAUGAUUUAUUUCUGUUGUAAAAUACAAAAUCUUGUCACAGUCUAAAGAACUUCCUCAGUUUCACCAGGAAUAAAAAACCUGAUACCCCUGAGAGAUGAUUAUCUCCAUUCUGUCAGCAGAACACCGCUGAUGAAAUGAUCAAAUUCCCAUUAAAUGUUGUUUUUGCAUCACAGCAUGUUUUCUAAACAGUGCCAUCCUAAUUAUGUUUAAUAUUAUGGAUCAUUUGCUUACUCGAAUACUUCAAAUACUGAGCAAAUAUUGAAAACGGUUCCCCGUUCGUACCCGGAGGCAUAACUUUAUUUUUUAUUAAUCUUUAACAGAGCAACCAAGAAUUGAUUUUAAAUAAGACGUAUGAAUGUUACAAUAACAUUAAUAACAAUACUGCCGCGCAAACUCAUGUCAACUGGAAUGUAAUGGCUGAUUCUUAAGCAAUAAACAUUGCUGCUGUAUUGCCACCGAUUAUUCCUGUCACGCUUCUCCGAGCCCAAUAUGACAUUUAAUCUGAAAAACAUGAUGUAAUAACAACAUUACGGAAAAACAAGCGGCCACUUGCAGCCCGUAUGUCACUGCAUGCCUCUGCAGCACACAGCAAUAACAGUUAUAGUCAAAAUACAACUAAAGACGACGCACUUUUCCCAUAGAGUAAGACAGCUAAAAAGGAUUGUACAGUAGCUAGAAUAGCUUAGGCAGCGUGAGAUGUACAGCCCGCAUGUUUUACUUCAGGACUUCUGAACUCUCUGCAGGUAUUUGUUACCAUCCGACGAUUUGAACGGCAUGGCUUGAUUUGCACUUAAAAUAAGGUUAAGACAUGCAUGGUCAAUAAAAGAAAAACUAAAUUACCAUUUAAAAGAAAGUACUCCUCUACUGCACGAGUAUAUAAUCUCUUGCCUCUGACCCCGUACAGAGCUAAUGGAUUCGCUCUUUGUAGCAGACCUGUCUGAUUUCUGGUGGGCGAGUCUGAAUUUGCAUUUAGUAUGGGAAAAUUAAGCUUCAAUAAUAUUAGACACAGAUACGGUGUCGAAACUUUCUAAAGAGUGGAGAACCAAAGUAUGAUGUCAUCAUAUGUAAAUUUUUAUUUAUUUAUUUCAAAAUGUAAACUGAAAUUUUGUCAUUAUUAGUUGCCUCCAUGUUGAUCUAAAUCUGAAUGAAUUUUUCUAAACACAAAUCAAGACAAUAAAAGCACAUAAAGACAUUUAAAUUAGGGAUGCACCAAUGUAUCGGCCGAUAAUCUGUAAAUAUCGGUAGGUAUCGGUUGAGCAAUCUGCCAUUUUUCUCACUAUGGGACAGAAAAACGUGGAUGGAUACUGUGGGACUAUUCUGAAUUAAGGGAUUAUUCAGAGUGUCAUCUGCCGAUACCGAUUAAUACCGAUAUAUCGGCACAGAUUUUUUUGUAUCGGUACAUCCUUACUUUAAAUCUUAAACUUUUGCCUGUUCCACAUGGCUUCAACAUUAAAAUACAGCACACAAAAUGCAUAAACUAAUAUGUUAGCUAUAAACUCUUUAUAAACAUCCUUACAGAAAGAAAGUCAUACAGGUUUGAAGCGACAUGAAGCGACACUUUGGGUGAAUUAUUUAUUUACCAACAUGAUUACAGACUAGUUACAAUAAAAUAAAAAACUUGUCAUUGGUUUUAUUUAAAGCCUAAACACACAGUCACGCACACAUCAUAUCAGUUUGUGUGUUUAGGCGUGUAUGUAUAUGUAUGAAUAUCAAGUUGUACAGUACAGUACAGUAUUUUGGGAAAGAAGGAAUGAGUUUAUUUUUGAAAUUCUUAACACUGAUACUGAACUUAAAGUGAGGCGUGCUGUUAUACAUCACACUGCAGGGUCUGUAUGAACCAGAGGUCCCACUAUGGGUCGAACAACCCUAAUUAAAAACUUUAAGACUGCAGUGUUUUGAAGAGAGCAUGGUCAUUAUUCACUGACUUAAACAUGGAUAUUUCAACUACUGUAAAGCACAAAGUUUGUAAAGUUGCUGUAAAAUAUUAUUUAUGAUAAUAAACUAUUUUAUAUACAA
Messenger RNA from Misgurnus anguillicaudatus (oriental weatherfish), 8786 nucleotides. RefSeq names its product potassium voltage-gated channel, subfamily H (eag-related), member 1a (gene kcnh1a). Gene Ontology annotation, biological process: regulation of membrane potential; potassium ion transmembrane transport. Gene Ontology annotation, cellular component: plasma membrane; voltage-gated potassium channel complex. The record is from RefSeq and is a predicted model, not a curated record. Lineage: Eukaryota; Metazoa; Chordata; Actinopteri; Cypriniformes; Cobitidae. Gene Ontology annotation, molecular function: delayed rectifier potassium channel activity.